AUGAAGACAAUUGUAUUUUCUGAAUUAAUGUACUAUUUUCANGCUAUUCGUAGUUCCAUUAAUUCAAAGGAUAAAUUUAUCUUGACCAUCCUCAACAGUAUUCCCAAGCUUGCUCUUACCAGAGGUGUUUACACAGAAGAAGCUCUGAAAGAACGCUUCAGGCAAGUGGACAGGAUUUGCCGCAGAGUAGCCUUAAUUGAUGACGAUCACCGUAGUCUAUAUCAUUAUUUCCUUUCUUAUUUUCAAUCAUUUUUAAUAAUACACAAAAAAAUACCUAAUGACGAGUUAAUGAAUAAGAGUGCAGUGGACCCUGACAAAUGGGAUACAUUUGAUAUUUUGCAACGUAUUGACCAAAGUAUUAUUUUGGAAGAUCUUCAACAGGCACUCAGAUAUGCCAAUCAGUUAACGGGAGAACCAAAAAAUGUAGCAAAGAGUUGGAUUAAUGAGGUAAUUUUACUUUUGGAAACAAAACAGGCCAUAAAUGCACUAUUAGCCCAUGCUGCUGCCAUUAGCAUUCAAUCUUAUAGUUAAAAAGGAAUUUAGUCUUUAAAUUGUAAUAAUUUAAUCCUGAAGAUUGAUGAUAGUUGAAAGGAAAAGUACUUUGUAAAAUAUACUAUAUAUUUUUUUUUUC
Messenger RNA from Centruroides sculpturatus (bark scorpion), 631 nucleotides. Its product is annotated as MICOS complex subunit Mic60-like. The record is from RefSeq and is a predicted model, not a curated record. Gene Ontology annotation, biological process: cristae formation. Gene Ontology annotation, cellular component: MICOS complex. Lineage: Eukaryota; Metazoa; Arthropoda; Arachnida; Scorpiones; Buthidae. The transcript has a single exon. The coding region runs from base 1 to 531 and encodes 176 amino acids.